This is a messenger RNA of Mangifera indica (mango), 2555 nucleotides long. RefSeq names its product DNA replication licensing factor MCM6-like. Gene Ontology annotation, molecular function: single-stranded 3'-5' DNA helicase activity; ATP binding; single-stranded DNA binding. NCBI's taxonomy places the organism in Eukaryota, Viridiplantae, Streptophyta, Magnoliopsida, Sapindales, Anacardiaceae. Gene Ontology annotation, biological process: mitotic DNA replication; DNA replication initiation; double-strand break repair via break-induced replication. Gene Ontology annotation, cellular component: MCM complex; nucleus. The record is from RefSeq and is a predicted model, not a curated record.
CCCACAGCAAUGAAACGUUAUUUCCUCUGAAACCCAACUGACGAAUAGGGUAUUCUUUCUACCGAGAGUUGGUGAAGCUUUGAAACGAACAAAAAAAAAUGGAGGCAUUUGGUGGAUACUUAGUCGACGAGAAAGCCAUAAGAGUGGAGAACAUUUUCUUGGAGUUUCUGAAGAGCUUUAGAUUGGAUGGAGAAGUCUAUUACGAAGCCGAAAUUGAAGCCAUGCGAGCCAAUGAAUCGACCACCAUGUUCAUCGAUUUCUCCCACGUUAUGCGCUUCAACGACGUUCUUCAAAAGGCUAUCGCUGACGAAUACUUGAGAUUUGAGCCAUAUUUGAAGAACGCGUGUAAGAGGUUUGUCACAGAGCAAAACCCGACUUUCAUUUCGGAUGAUAAUCCGAACAAAGAUAUAAAUGUUGCCUUUUUCAACAUCCCAUUUUUGACAAGAUUGAGAGAGUUGACUACAGCAGAAAUCGGGAAACUCGUGUCAGUUACUGGUGUUGUGACACGCACAAGUGAGGUUCCGCCUGAGCUUUUACAAGGGCCUUUCCGGUGCUUAGAUUGUGGAGGGGUAAUCAAGCAUGUUGAGCAGCAAUUUAACUAAACUGAGCCCACUAUUUGUGUGAAUGCCACAUGUUCAAAUAGAAAUAAGUGGGCAUUGCUUCGUCAAGAAAGUAAGUUUGCCGAUUGGCAGAGGGUGAGGAUGCAGGAGACUUCCAAAGAAAUUCCAGCUGGAUCUUUACCUAGAUCAUUGGAUGUUAUCCUCCGCCAUGACAUUGUUGAACAGGCUAGGGCUGGAGACACGGUCAUUUUCACUGGUACUGUGGUUGUCAUACCUGAUAUAAUGGCAUUGGCCUCUCCUGGGGAGAGAGCAGAAUGUCGUCCAGAAGCUAAUCAGUGCAAGAAUUCUGCUGUUGGACAAGAUGGUGUGAGGGGUCUUCGAGCAUUAGGAGUGAGAGUGUCCUAUUGCUUCGCCUUUAUUGCAAAUUCUGUUCAGAUUGCUGAUGGUAGGAGGGAUACUGACAUAAGAAAUAGAAAGAAGGAUGCUGAUGAAGACGAACAAUAUCAGUUCACGACAGAAGAGAUAGAUGAAAUCCAAAGAAUGAGAAAUGUGCCUGAUUUCUUCAAUAAGAUUGUUGAUAGCAUUGCUCCAACAGUUUUUGGUCACCAAGAUAUCAAGCGAGCCAUCCUGCUCAUGCUCUUGGGGCGUGUCCACAAGUUGACUCAUGAAGGCAUCAACCUGAGAGGAGCCAUUAAUGUUUGUAUGGUUGGAGAACCCAGCUGUGCUAAAUCUCAGUUCCUAAAGUAUACUUCUGGUAUAGUUCCUAGAUCUGUCUACACAUCAGGCAAGUCCUCUUCUGCUGCAGGGUUGACUGCAACUGUGGCCAAAGAACCAGAAACUGGGGAAUUCUGUAUUGUGGCAGGGGCACUGAUGCUUGCUGACAAUGGCAUUUGUUGCAUUGAUGAAUUUGAUAAGAUGGACAUCAGGGACCAGGUUUCAAUUCAUGAAGCCAUGGAACAGCAGACAAUAAGCAUUACGAAAGCAGGGAUACAGGCAACACUGAAUGCUCGAACAUCAAUUCUAGCAGCAGCUAAUCCUACUGGGGGCCGCUAUGAUAAGUCUAAACCACUUAAGUACAAUGUUGCCCUUCCUUCUACUAUUCUUUCGAGAUUUGAUCUGGUAUAUGUAAUGAUUGAUGACCCUGAUGAUCAAACUGAUUAUCACAUCGCCCACCGUAUUGUCAGAGUUCAUCAGAAGCAUGAAAAUGCACUUGCUUCUGCAUUCACUACUGCACAACUGAAGCGGUACAUUGUAUUUGCAAAAACUUUGAAACCAAAACUAAGCAUGGAAGCCAGGAAGCUGUUAGUGGACUCUUAUUUUGCUCUGCGAAGGGCUGAUACAGCUCCAGGUGGUAGAGUUGCGUAUCGCAUGACGGUUAGGCAGCUAGAGGCAUUGAUCAGGUUGUCUGAGGCCAUUGCUCGAAGUCAUUUGGAAACUCAGGUACAACCACGCCAUGUUAAAGUAGCAGUGAUAGAAUUCUAGCUGUGGCUCCUAACUAUGUUAUUGAUUGAAGUUGAAAUGCAUCGACAAAACGUCAAAUGUAGCUGAAUGUAACUUUAGUCAUAUAUACUUCCCGGAAAGUCAGUGCUACAGUAAGAUGGUAAAAUCAUAUUCAUAGCAGAAAAAGCUGGAGCACCUGCUCAUCACAGUUGGAAGGCUCACCCUGUAAAAGGUGAGUAUCAUUCUCGAGAACUGUGUUCUUAACUGAUAAAACCUAUGAAUUCUCCUGUGUGUUUCUCCAUGGAGUUUCAUUGAAUUCAUUCUAGCAGUGGUGUGUACUCUUAAAUCCUUUGCUGGUCUAGGUGUCGAGAUUGAUAGCGAUGAUGUUACCGAAACAUUUGUAAUGUAAGGAACAAGACAAGCAGCCAGCCAGCACUGGAACAUGAAACAUGACAAGUUAACUUGAUGUUGUUGUCGUGUCCAGUGAGUUAUCAGUCUGGCUGGCUGGCUCUUAUCUGGCAUUCCUUGUAAUGUCAAGCUGUUUAUUACUAUCCC